GUGUCAUUGGAAAGGUGGAUUUCACUGUCAGGCACUUGGCUUCUGGCACCACCUCUUUCCCUACUUCCUGGCAGUUUUCAAAUAAUCAACCAUGUAUCGGUAACACUGCUCGCCAGUGCUCAGCAUUUACAGCUAGUGUCGCAUCUGAGAAAACGUGGAGCAUGCGUACUACCUUUCCAGAAUACGUUGUUGCUCUUGCUACCAUUGUUGGUUCAGUUCUUUUCACGAUAUUUGGUGGCGUUGGUAUUGCCUGCCUACCGUUAGGACUUAUCACUGCGUUCAUCCGGCGACCAAAGGCUGUUAUCACUCGAUCACAAUAUAUAAAGGAAGCAACUGAACUAGGGAAAAAAGCUCGAGAACUAAAGAAAGCAGCAGAUGGACUUCGCCAGGAAGAAAAAAGUGGUGCGAAGGGCAGGGCAUGGAGGAAAAAUGUGAAAGCAGUUGAAAAGGAGUUGCUACAAUUGGAGGAAGAUGUGAACCUCUUAGAAGAAGCGUAUCCCCAAGGAGAGAAGGUAAGACGAGUGUAUCUCACAACUAUAUCUAAAUUCUUCGAGUUAUCCAACUAUUCUAUGGUCUAUUUUUUUUCCUUUCAGGCAGAAACUGCUUGGGCUUUCACUGUACUCGGAUACUUGGCCAAGUUUAUUCUUGGAAUCAUAGGAUUGAUCGUUUCUGUUGCUUGGAUUGCACAUAUUAUAAUAUAUCUGCUUGUCGACCCUCCUCUUUCCCCUUUUCUUAACGAGGUUUUUAUUAAGCUUGAUGACGUCUGGGGUCUUCUUGGCACUGCUGCCUUUGCUUUCUUCUGUUUCUACCUUCUACUCGCUGUUAUCGCUGGGGCAAUGAUGCUGGGUUUGAAGCUUGUCUUCAUUACCAUUCAUCCGAUGAAAUGGGGAGCUACUUUAAUGAACUCUUUCCUCUUCAAUGUUGGGCUCAUUCUUCUCUGUUCCAUCAGUGUGAUUCAGUUCUGUGCCACUGCAUUCGGAUACUACGCUCAAGCCACCGCUGCUCAGGAGAUCUUUGGCCACACAUUGCAGUCACUUCGAGGAAUCAAGUAUCUCUACAAGUACAACGUGUUCCAAAUCGGGUUUGUUAUCCUGGCUGGAUUGACCUUCCUAUAUUACAUCGCCUUCGGAUGGAGAAGAAAGAAACCUAGCGCCCGUUUCCAGCUCUCUUCUUAAUGUGAAAAUAUUUCCCUUUCGUUGGGGAUCUGAUUGAGUGCUGUCCACACAGAGUGUCUGAUUUGUUUCCGGAUCAUACCGGAAGUACCUGGAGACUCACUCUGCUUGUGCUUAUGAGUUUUUUUUUAUUUUUAAUAUUGUUUCUCCUUUUUUGUUUGUUAUGUAUUUACUGUUUGGUUGAGCAACUGUUAGCUGUCCUGUCUUGUCUUGUCUUGGUUUAUUGUAUUGUACUGUCUUCUGAUGCCAGAUUAUGUAGUGAGAAGCCUUACAUCUCAAAAGACAUUGCCUUAGACUC
This is a messenger RNA of Raphanus sativus (radish), 1470 nucleotides long. RefSeq names its product LIMR family protein At3g08930. The record is from RefSeq and is a predicted model, not a curated record. NCBI's taxonomy places the organism in Eukaryota, Viridiplantae, Streptophyta, Magnoliopsida, Brassicales, Brassicaceae.